AACCUAGAAAACCAGAACUGAUUCUAACAUGAGUGAAUCUGCUGAGGCAGAGAUAUCAGGAGCCGCUGUGGCUUGUGAAGCCAGGAGGUAAUUCCUGCAUGCAGACUCUUGAACAAACCAUCAGGAUUUCACUGUCAAUAACAUCCUGACUCCAUGAAGCCUGCAUGCCACGCUGAGGUGCGCGGUGUUCCCGUGCGGUGGAAACUUCCACACGCCGCCCGUCACAGCAGCGGGUCCCGUGCAGACGGAGCGAGCCGAGCGCCGAUCAGCUUCCCAGUGUUUACCUGCAGACUGACGUGCAGUGCGCUUCAGCAAACCUCCCAGAUUUUACAGUGUGCGACUUGUUCGAGCUCCGACGUCUUCCAGAAAGCUGACCCACCUCUUGUAGCCGAGGCAGACGCAGACAGACGAAUGUUUAGAGGUGAAUCAUGGAUGAAGGAGUGCUUAUGGAAACAACGACCCGGUUGGAGGCGUCAGGCAGCAGUAGGAGUGUUGUUGGGGAAACCCGGUGUAUAUAUAGGAGGUGAGGAUGUCUCUGCAGCAGCUUUCUGUCUGUUUUUCUGUCUCUUUCUCCCAGCCGGCUCCAUCAUGCUGCUCCGCGCUCUGCUGCAGACUUCACUGGUUCUCUGGCUGGCUCAGCAAACUCUGCAAGGAGGAGUUAGUCCUCAAAAUGUUGCCUUUGGGAGAGCGCUGCCAGUUCGAGGAGUUGGUGUUGGAGUAAAACCUGGAGUUACUGGAGCCCUGGGAGCAGUAGGAAACCGAUAUGGUACAAAAGCAAUGAAGACUGGGCUUGGACGUUAUCCUGCGGCUCAUCUUGGUGUUGGAGGAUACAGAUCUCUUGGACUGGGAGGAAGAGGAGGCCUGAAGCCCGGUGGAUAUGGAACCCCAGCGGGAUAUGGCGCCAGUCUGGGAACAGGAAUGGGACUGAAUGCUGGGCUUACCAACGGACUGGGACUGGGCCAGGCAGGAAAACGUGUGUAUGGUGCAGGCCUCGGCCAACUUCCAGGAUAUGGAGCUUUCCCUGGCAUUGGGUACCAAGGAGUACGGCCAGGUGUGUCUGCGGCAGAUUUGGGUGGACCUGAAGGGGCGAGUCUGGCACAAGCAGCUCAGGAUCUUAAAAGAGAAAAGAUCAGAGCUGUAGAUGAAAUGCUUGGAGAGCGAGAACAAUCGCUGAGGAGAAGCAACGCAUUCGGUCCGACUGUUCCCAGAAUUCACGCAAGAAUCGAAGUCAAACGACUCAAUCCGAGCAUGCCGUCGUCAAAUCUCAGACCUUCAUUUCCUCUUGAUAAACAGAAUAAAAUUCUGGGUGGAAAAUAUGAACUUGGAGGUCAUGAGGCCAUGCUGGCAGGCGCAGGUAUAAAUAGACAACUUCCUGUUGAUCAAGACGUCAAAAGUCUGGAUUCCUACAAUUCUGGACUUCACAAUCCCAGAGAAACGGCAAAUCAAGAUGCUACAAACUGUGGAGCUCCUGCUGGUUUGCCAGAAAUGUUGGGCAUUAAUCCUUCAGAGGUCAAAGCUGGGAAACGCUUCAGGUGUAAAAAUCUUCCUGCACAAGGUCAAGAUGGCAGAAGUGAUGUUUUCUUCCCCGUGCAACGUCAAGCAGGCAUCAGUCCUUUAACUGCACCAGAAAGCAGUCAGGACCUCCAGAGAUGUCUGGCUCAAGACAAAAUCAGGGUCAGAGACGGAUCCCAGCGUUACAAUCCGAUCAGGGCCCAAAGUUUGGGCGUCACCUUAACCAGAGAGGAGCAGGAAGUUGGCGGUUUUACUCAAGAAGAUGCCAGACUCCUUCCUAUCGCUGGACAUGUAAGCAGAAAGUCAAAACCUCUUCGUUUGCCAGAGCAGACUGAGAGGAAUACGCAGGCGGCAAGUUACAUCGGAGGAGCAGGAAACUAUCUGGGCACUGCAGGUUACGGCGCAGGUUUAGGACAGGGCGCUUAUCUGGGAGGUGCUGCUGGAAAACUUAGUGCUGCUGCUGCGCUUGGACAGGGCGCGUAUCCACAGGGCGUUGCAGGGAAAUCAAACGGAUACGGUGAUGGAGUGACGGGAUAUCUUGGUGCCAUGGCGGGCAACGGCUUCGGUUAUGGAAACGGAUACGGUGAUGGUUACGGAGCAGGGCUUGGUUACCCUGCAGACUUAGCUGAUGGUGCUGAGAGCAAAUCGGGAAAGAUUGAAGCUCUCAGUACAGGUGGCUACGCCGGACCGGUCCAGGGUGGAUAUGGAGGACUUGGUACGGGUCUGGAAUCAGUUGGAGGUAAAUAUGGAGGAGCCGCUCAGGUUCCUUACGGUAACGCUCCGGUGAUCCCUGCUGGACUGGAAGGCGACGGCGGAUACCCGUAUGCAGCUCAGCAGCUCGGCCUUGCAGCUGAAAGCGCCAAAACCGCCAGCAAAUACGGUGCUGCUGCAGGAUUUGGGACCCAACAAACAGGUUUCGGCGCAGCGCUCGGCGCCUCUCAGGAUGCUCUGAUGGAGCAGACUGGUAAAUAUGAUGGACUGAAUGCUGGCCUUGGUAAUGGUUACAAAGGUUAAGAAAAUGCGGACCUCUGUAUGUGGAUCAUCUCUAUAAUAUUUCCAAUGUAAUGCAUUAAUGCAGAGUUUUAUUCCUUCUGUUUGACUUUUGUUGUAUGUUUCUCCAUUUAUUUGUCUUGACCUUGCAAAGCCUGCUGUACCUUGUGUUCUGUUUUAUUUAGUCAAAGUUUGUCAGGUGAUGAACAUAAAUAGAUGCAAAAAGCAAGAAAUGUGUUUAUGUUUUGUAAAUCAAGAUUAGCCUGAUGAUCUUAUUGUUUCAGUUGAAUAAGUCAUCAUGUAAUGUGAUGUGGAAUAAAAAAGAAACUUUCUGAGUCAAUA
This is a messenger RNA of Xiphophorus hellerii (green swordtail), 2844 nucleotides long. RefSeq names its product glycine-rich cell wall structural protein. The record is from RefSeq and is a predicted model, not a curated record. The coding region runs from base 154 to 2526 and encodes 790 amino acids. Lineage: Eukaryota; Metazoa; Chordata; Actinopteri; Cyprinodontiformes; Poeciliidae. The transcript is spliced from 26 exons.